AUGUUUGAUACAAGUACAGAGUUUUACUCAGUGUUUGAUGCAGACGAACUACCACCUGAAGAGCUUUAUCAAUGGUUUUUGGGUACAGAACGUACUGUGAUUGUUUUGAAUACCAUUGUGGUUACUAUCACGUUGAUUGUAAUGAGCACGUGUAAGUUUAAAGCGUUUCAUUUGGCUGGGAGAGCAAUAGUUUAUUGUUGGGAGACAUUCAUAGCUAUUAUCACAGUUUGUUUUAGCAUCCAGAACAAUGUUGAAACGGUACCAUUACUUUUUAAUUAACGAAAUUGUAUGGUAAGUUUUAGAAAAAAUUUAAACAAGUACAUAUGUACCUAUAAAGCUACGCGAUUUGCGAUAUGUUACAAAUACUAAAAAACUUUUUUUAAGGAAAGUAAUACAGAUUUUUUUACCAUACAUAUUUCCAGCUUUCUAACCAGUGACCUGGCCGUGUAUCUAAACGGUUUAAUGAUACUAUUCCCAACGCCAUGUUUUGUACUCGGAGGGCCUAUUAAUUACUUAACCACCUCUUUAACCACGUGGACAUUAGUUGUGGUUAUUAACACUGUAACUGCCCGAAUAGCUGCAUUAUUUCGUCUGGAAUGA
This is a messenger RNA of Bursaphelenchus okinawaensis, 600 nucleotides long. The record is from the annotation of a GenBank genome assembly. NCBI's taxonomy places the organism in Eukaryota, Metazoa, Nematoda, Chromadorea, Rhabditida, Aphelenchoididae.